CUCUUUCAAAGACGGUUCUUAUCGACAUGGCCAAUUUCCAAGUGGUUUUCCUUCUGUUCGCCUCCAUUUGCCUGCUCGCCAUUGCGCAGGCCCAGCAACAGCAGAGAUCUCGAAGCUCCCAGCGCUUAAGCCGCGGCCGCUCCCGCUAUUUUGCUCGCCAGGAACUGGCUCCAGCUGAUGCCGAUGCUGCCGCUGCCGCCGCCGUCACACCGUAUCCAUCAGCUGACGAACUGAAGCCUGAGGUGCCUUUUGACGAGGCUGCGCCAGCAGAGGAUCCCACACCCGAUGCGGUGUACGGACCACCAGAAGCUGAUGCCGCCGCUGCUGCUCCCAAUGCUGUGCCCGAUGAAGUUUACGGUCCCCCCGAAGUUACUGGCAAUGACUUGCCCGCUGCCGACGUCCCCAGCGAGCAGGCAGCUCGUUUGGUAGCCGCUCGCCGUCUCGCGAACUACCGCCGUGGCCAGGCAGCCAAUUACCGUCGACUGGCUGCGGCUGCUCCACGUCCCGCCAAACUGAGCGCUAUCCAGACCCCUGCUAGACGUCUCUAAGGAACCACCAUCUGAAGCAUUUGACUACAUGCUGCUCCAAACUUGGCAGCAGUAGCCACAGAUGCUAACGACAUAACAUCCAUCUAGAUAUAGCAACGAACACUGACACACCCGCACACCUUACAAACAAAUCUUGGCACACACUUCAAUCUAUCACACAAUAAAAACCAUGCUACUAAUUUAAACUUCUCAAUGGCAAGUCCAUCCAGGUAAUUAAAAUAAUGAGACAAAACUCA
Scaptodrosophila lebanonensis is the source of this 784-nucleotide messenger RNA. RefSeq lists its product as uncharacterized. The record is from RefSeq and is a predicted model, not a curated record. NCBI's taxonomy places the organism in Eukaryota, Metazoa, Arthropoda, Insecta, Diptera, Drosophilidae. The coding region runs from base 27 to 548 and encodes 173 amino acids. The transcript has a single exon.